AGGAUUUGAGCGGGAGGUACCUACCUCACUGUUGUCUAUCCCUUAUACCUACCUCCCUCUUACCAACUGUGCUAGCACUAGUUGACUAAAAUCGACGAGUUUUACACAUGAUGAUAUAUUUUAAGAUUUUUUUGUUUUUUUGUUUUUUCCCCUUUCAAACGCUAAAAAAAUUCUUGGGAAAGACAAAAGCUUAUCAAAAUCCUCUCGGUUCGGCGCCAUACAAGAACGAGAGGAACCGUGCAUAUUAUACUCUGUCUCUCUUUGUUCAUCCUCCGUCAUUCUCUCUCUAUAUCUCGGCUCACCAAAAUCCUUCCUUUUUCCUGAUUUAUCUCGAGAAAAAUCCCUUCUUUUUAUAUUCGUUAGGCCGUUUUUGACCGUCUGAUCGCUGGAAAUGGAGGGCGUAGAUCACCUAACGCAUGAGAGGAGCAAGGCGCAGUUCGAUGUGGAGGAGAUGAAGAUCGUCUGGGCGGGUUCCCGCCACGCCUUCGAGGUCACCGAUCGGAUUUCUCGCCUCGUAGCCUCCGAUCCGGCCUUUCGGAAGGAUAAUAGAACUAUCUUACCUAGGAAAGAGUUGUUCAAAAACACCCUGAGAAAAGCCGCUCAUGCCUGGAAAAGAAUCAUUGAGCUUCGCCUUACCGAAGAAGAGGCAACGAAGUUAAGGUUUUUCGUGGAUGAAAUUAAUUUUACAGAGCUCCACUGGGUAAUGUUUGUGCCAGCUAUUAAAGGGCAAGGGACUGACGAGCAGCAAAGGAAAUGGUUGCCCCUUGCAUAUAAGAUGGAAAUAAUUGGUUGUUAUGCACAAACUGAACUAGGUCAUGGCUCUAAUGUUCAAGGGCUUGAAACCACUGCGACAUUUGAUCCUCAGACGGACGAGUUCGUUAUUAAUAGUCCUACGUUGACUUCAAGCAAAUGGUGGCCUGGAGGAUUGGGUAAAGUUUCCACACAUGGUAUCGUCUUUGCGCGUCUUAUUACUGAUGGUCGGGACUAUGGAAUACACGGUUUCAUUGUUCAACUUCGGAGCCUGGAUGAUCACUUACCUCUUCCAGGCAUAACUGUUGGUGAUAUUGGAAAUAAAUUUGGUAGUGGAGCUUACAACACCAUGGACAAUGGGCUAUUGAGAUUUGACAAUGUCCGCAUUCCAAGAGAUCAAAUGUUGAUGAGGUUUUCACAAGUUACAAGAGAAGGGAAAUAUGUGCGGUCCAGCGUUCCAAGGCAGCUAGUUUAUGGUACUAUGGUAUAUGUUCGUCAAACAAUUGUAGCUGAUGCUUCAUGUGCUUUGGCACGGGCAGUUUGUAUAGCUACUAGGUACAGUGCUGUUCGUAGACAAUUUGGUUCGCAGAAUGGUGGUGUUGAGACCCAGGUGAUUGAUUACAAAACUCAGCAAAAUAGGCUCUUCCCUUUGCUAGCCUCUGCCUAUGCUUUCAGAUUUGUUGGUGAGUGGUUAAAAUUGCUUUACACGGAUGUGAGUGAAAGGUUGCAAGCCAAAGAUUUCUCUACAUUGCCCGAGGCUCAUGCAUGCACUGCAGGAUUGAAGUCUUUGACUACCAGUGCAACUGCCGAUGGCAUUGAAGAGUGCAGGAAACUAUGUGGUGGUCACGGAUACCUAUCUUGCAGUGGACUUCCUGAAUUAUUUGCAGUUUACAUUCCUACCUGUACGUACGAAGGAGACAAUGUUGUGCUACUUCUACAGGUUGCAAGGUUCCUCAUGAAGACUGUUUCUCAGUUGCCAUCUGGUGAAAAGCCAGUUGGAACCACAGCAUAUCUGGGGCGAGUUGAAGAUCUAAUGCAAUGUCGGUCAACGUCGCAAAAAGCUGAAGAUUGGAUAAAUCCUAGUGUGGUAUUGGAGGUUUUUGAAGCAAGGGCCGCCAGAUUGUCCAUCGCCUGUGCUCAAAACCUUAGCAAGUUUGCAAAUCGGGAUGAGGGCUUUUCGGAACUCGCAGCUGAUUUAGUUGAGGCAGCAGUUGCUCAUUGUCAGUUAAUUGUCAUUUCAAAGUUCAUUGAGAAAUUACGACAAGACAUUCCUGGGAAAGGAGUGAAGGAACAGUUGCAGAUUCUCUGUUAUGUAUAUGCUUUAAAUCUCCUCCACAAACAUCUGGGUGAUUUUGUAUCGACGGGAUGCAUCACCCCCGAGCAAGCUUCACUUGCAAACGAUCAACUUCGAUCUUUAUAUUCCCAGGUUCGCCCCAGUGCCGUUGCCCUUGUCGAUGCGUUCAACUUCACUGACCACUUUCUUGGCUCCAUUCUUGGUCGCUAUGAUGGUAAUGUGUACCCAAAACUCUACGAGGAGGCCUGGAAAGAUCCUCUAAAUGAGUCUAUUGUUCCCGAUGGCUACCACGAGUACAUAAGGCCUCUGCUGAAGCAACAGCUUCGCAAUGCAAGAUUCUGAGGGAACAUUACCAAGUCUACGAUACAAUAUGUUUGGUGCUCUAAUAAAGCUACUGGGAUUUUUAUAUAUGCAACUGCAUAAUUACUUGUACCAUUUUAUACGUACCAAUUGGAUAUUCAGUGAUUGGAGUCUGUUGAAUAAAGUUUGACAUUUUUAUUUAUUUUUUACUCUGAAACUUUGACAUAUUUGGAUACAAUUGUUGUUUAUGUAGCUAACAAAGCUAUUUUGCUAUGUUUACAA
Molecule: messenger RNA, 2626 nt
Organism: Morus notabilis
Lineage: Eukaryota; Viridiplantae; Streptophyta; Magnoliopsida; Rosales; Moraceae
Product: peroxisomal acyl-coenzyme A oxidase 1
Exons: 14
Coding region: 392-2386 (664 amino acids)
Biological process (GO): long-chain fatty acid metabolic process; lipid homeostasis; fatty acid beta-oxidation using acyl-CoA oxidase
Cellular component (GO): peroxisome
Molecular function (GO): fatty acid binding; acyl-CoA oxidase activity; FAD binding
Source: RefSeq, a predicted model, not a curated record